CAAGGAUCAGAGACCCUCCCUCCCUCCCUCCCUCCUUUCGAUCUCAACUUACACCCAACGCCAACGCCAACGCCAACUCCAAGGCAAGGGGCAGAGCAGAGAAGGAGAAGAGAACCCUGCACCUUUCCACCUUCCCUCCCAGGCUCCCACCACCUCUCCUCCGUCCCCCACGCGACCGCACGGGGUGCAGGACGAGGAGGAGGACGGGAUCCGUCCGUUGCUUCCGACGGCCGCCUCCUUUCCGCGGCCUCCACCGCGCCCGCCGUCCGUCCGUCCCUGAAAGCAACGCCUGAUCGGAUUCGGGGGUCGACUGCUGCCGCUGGUCCGCGACGGCCACCACCACCUGCCGCAGGUACCACUGCGACUACUUAGUUCCUGCUCCGCUCCCCGCUCCUCUGUUCUUUGCCCUGCCUCUCGGGCUGUUUGUUUGGUGGUCUCUGCCCCUGCGUGCGUGCGUGCGAAUGGGGGAGCGGCGGGCUGGCGGAGCCAUGCGUCCGAUUUGAUGUGAUUUGGUUCUGGAGAGCUUGGUCAGGCAAGGGAAUUUUCAAAGGAGGAAUCUGAAGAACGCAAACUUCGUCUCCUGAGGUGAACUCCUGGUCGACGAAGAAGCAGCCAUGGGGUCCGGGGACUGGUUCAAGACCAUCAUCAGCAAGAAGAAGUCGAAACGGGGCAAGUCAAAGCACGCAAAGAAGGUUGCUGCGCAACGCAACGGAGCCAACCUGCCGCAGCAAAAGCCUAGCAACGCUCCUUCUUCCAGCAGCGACCCUGAAGACAAUGCAGCACUCGAAGAUUGGGCAGCUACCCGGAUCCAGAACGCGUUUCGGCGCCACAAGGCAAGGAGGACUCUCCGUUGCCUGAGGGGAGUUAAAAGACUGUGCAUUGUUGGGCAGAGCAAUCCAGUUACCAAGCAGACUAGUGCCACAUUGAGCUACAUACAGUCUUGGAACAAGUUACAGGCUGAGCUAAGAAACCGGCGUGCUUUCAUGGUCACAGAAGGGCGUAACAGGAAGAAGAAGCAAGAGAAUCAGGUCAAACUUGACGCGAAACUCCAGAAUCUGCAGGUUGCAUGGAAUGGAGGCUCGAACACCAUGGAUGAAAUAGUUGCCAGGAUACAUCUAAGGGAAGAAGCAGCAGUAAAGCGUGAGCGAGCCAUGGCGUAUGCGUUUAACCAUCAGUGGAGGGCAAAGUCUGCCACAAGCCAAGGAAACUUCAACUAUGGGGUCGGGAACGGUGGCUGGGGCUGGAGCUGGAUGGACCGCUGGAUCGCUGCACGGCCAUGGGAGCCCCGAUCCAUGGUCACCCCUGAAAACCCGAAGAAGGGACAAUCAAAGAAAGACAACACCAGCACAAACCAGUCAGCUCUGAAGCUGCAAGGUGCAAUCAGUCUAAGCAACAACACCAGUGACCGGAAAGUUCCCAAGAAAAAGUCAUCCCCAUCUCCUGACAAGAAGAAACCGGCAGCGAAAACGGAGCAGAAACCAGUAGCAAAAACAGAGCAGAAACCAAAGGCGGCCGGCCCUCCCAAGGCGAAGCCAAAGGACAUGAAGAGGAACCAGGAGAAGCAGCAACAACCCGCGGUUCCUGCCAUCACUGCUUGAAACCCGCGGCGAAAAGGUUACCGGAGACGUUGUAUGAUACAUCCUGUGAAGUUUCUCUUUCUUUUACACUCUUAUGUGGUUUGUCUCUUACAUUGCUGUUUUACUGGACCAAGAAGUGACCAAUGUAGAAUGUGUUUGGUUUGCGCGAUUGCACACAUACCUAAUGAGAGUGGUUUUUGGUUAGGGCUAGGAUCUCUACUGUGCGCAUUGUGUGCGGGUGUGUAAUAUCUCUGUCUGCUGGGCUAAAAUGGUUCUGUUGGAACAAAAAUUCAAGUUCCAUCUCUGUUCAUGACAAAAUUUUAACUGA
This is a messenger RNA of Triticum aestivum (bread wheat), 1905 nucleotides long. RefSeq names its product protein IQ-DOMAIN 9. Bases 615 to 1598 code for a protein of 327 amino acids. The transcript has 6 exons. The record is from RefSeq and is a predicted model, not a curated record. Lineage: Eukaryota; Viridiplantae; Streptophyta; Magnoliopsida; Poales; Poaceae.